Molecule: messenger RNA, 8843 nt
Organism: Pristis pectinata (smalltooth sawfish)
Lineage: Eukaryota; Metazoa; Chordata; Chondrichthyes; Rhinopristiformes; Pristidae
Gene: znf407
Product: zinc finger protein 407
Exons: 10
Coding region: 153-7664 (2503 amino acids)
Biological process (GO): regulation of gene expression
Cellular component (GO): nucleus
Molecular function (GO): zinc ion binding; nucleic acid binding
Source: RefSeq, a predicted model, not a curated record
GCCAGCUCUUGGCGCGCAGAGAGCAAAAUAAUGAUUGGGAUGUACGCUUCGAUAAGGGUAGAAGUUGGAGUCGAAAGGAAUGGAGAAAGUUGUUCUAUUCUACUGACGUUCCUUGUUAAUGCCAUGAAAUGGCCUGAUCUUAAGCCACAGCAAUGGAUUUAAAUGAAGGAUCUAAAGAUUCUGGGCCUGCCUUUCAUCAGUUGCCAGCCAAGAGCAAAGAACAAAGGGAGCAAAUGGAUGUGGCACUUGCAUUGGUUGAAGUUCCACAAACUGAGGUGAGCGGAAACUGCAGGCAAGGGGUAACCACUGAGCCAGAGGCUGCAAAGGACUUGAGUGGCCGUGGCGAUCUGGCGUUAAAGGCAGACUCUGGUGCUCAUCAAAGCAAAAUCAGGAUGGAGGGCAGCAAACUGCCAUCAGCUGAUGACCCUCCGGCCAAGAGAAUGAAGCUUGACACUUUGGAAGAAUCUCAGGGUAGCAAGAACACUGUGGUUUCAGAGACCGCGGCUCUACCAUCUGACCUGAAGCCACCUCAGACGCAUACCAGGGAGGUGCAAGAUGAUGUGAAGGAAGCUGCUGAAGGUUGCCAGAAUCAAGCCAAGAAAAUCAAAGCUGGAGCAGCUCUGCCUUGCCCUUCUUGCAACUUUAUGGCGAAAAACAAAAUUGCACUAAAAAUUCACACAAAGCAACAUCACUUCAAUGACAUUUAUCUUGUCUGUGAUAUCUGUAAUGUUACAAGCCCAUCGGAGGAAAGUCACAGAAAGCACCUUUCUUCAGUUCUCCAUAAAAAGCUCACAAAAAGCACAAGGGAAAGUACAGGCACAAAGGAAGGAUUUAACUGUCGGCUCUGUGGCCAGUUAUUGCCUUCGCGUUAUGACUUGGACAAGCACAUUAAGGAGAAUCAUUCCAAAAGAUCCAAAGCCCAUGUUUGCCCUCAGUGCAAAUACAAAGCAGAGAGUGGGGCAUCUUUGCAGGCACAUCUCAAACACAAGCAUGUGCAAAAAGAAAGGUUGAGUUGUGACCUCUGUGGCUUCCGGUGUUAUGAUGAAAACCUGCUGAAAACCCACUGCCGUGGGAAGACUCACCUCCGCCGUAAGAAUCUUGCUGCACGAGGUGGAUACAUACAUUUGCUGUCCAAAAAGAGGCUUCCUGCUGAAUCUAGUGCAAGAGGCAAAGUAGAGAGAGCAAAAUGCAUUAAUGAUGAUAGCCCGAGUUUGCGCAAGAAACCCAAAAAUUUGGGAAGAGCAAAGAAUAAGAGUACUACCCAAAAGAAUAAUAGAAGUGCAAAGUGUUUAGAGAAAUCCAAGAACCCAGGUAAUGAUCACUGUGAAGAAGCUCCAUCCAGUAAAGCAGAUGAGCGAGUACAGCUUAAUGAUAGCCGUGCUGGAAAAGCAUCUCCCCAAAGAACUUCAAGAAGAGUAAAAGAGCCAACUGAUCUGCUCCAAGAACGGGUCGGCAAACAAAGAUUAAAGCGCUCUGAUGAAGGUAGUGUCAGCAGCUUGAGACCACGCAGUGGGCGCUGCACAGACAACACUGAACGCGUUCGGCAUACGAGAAGUGAGGGCCGGCUUUCCCAAGAAGAGGUGGGGAACCAGAGGGCUCCUCGAAACCUGCGAGGAAGAGGAAGCCUUCUGACGAUGGAUAAUAGCCGAGGUAGAGGCCGGCAUCCUGGCAGGAGCACUGUUAUUCCUGAUGUCCAGUGCGGUAGAGGCAAACUUCCUGGAAAGAAGAAUCAAGGCGUAAAAUCAAAAUGCAAAAUUUCCGGAGCAACAGACCAACUUGAUGGCAAACCUGAGAACCAAGGUGAACGUGGUGAUGCAGACUCAUCAAACAGAACGGAGGCAAACUUAGAAAAUGAGAAGUCUUCUAAAACAAGUUGCCAAAGUGGAAAUGAAGAAGGUGAAACAGCUAUGCAGGUAGUUCUUCAGGAACCAACACUGGUUAAAAACAGCACUGACAAUGUGUCACAGGUUCAAAACCUUGUGUCCCCGACUACCAACCCAGCAGACAACAAAACCCCCAACCUUGAGAAUCCUGAAUCGAAGCUAAGCCCAGCUGACCGCAAAGCCCUUCGCACUUGUUCCUACUGUGGCCAUGUGUUUCAGAACAGAAAAGGGUUGGAGGUUCACAUAAAGAGGCGCCACACGAAAGAAAUGGACUUUCACUGUCAGCCAUGUGGCUACGCUUGUGUCACUAAGGGUGAUUUUGAAAAACAUUGUCAAAGCAACAGGCAUCAGUUGAACUUCUCCCAAAUUGACUGUCAACUCUGUGCAUUUGUGACCUUAGAUGAAGGGGCUCUGAAGGAGCACAUGAGCCAAGAACACAAAAUGGCCUUUUACUGCUCAGCAUGCAGACUGCACUUUGCAUCGGAAGAGGAUCUAGUGGACCAUGAAGGCUCAGAGCAGCACACAAGACGUGUGCUCCCACAGCAGAAAGAGAAGGCGUUGGAACAAAUUGAAAACCAACAGCCAAGGGAGGAGAAUCAAAGUAAAAUCACUUCAGAUGGCAAUGGGGAACCCACCGUCCCUAGAUCUGGCCUUUCAUUAAAAGAUCCUCAGAAGCCUUCCAUAGCAAGAGUGAUUGCAGGAAACAUUUUGAGGCGUUCAACACACAGCAGGCUUCAAUUACAAUGCAAGAGCUGCUUUUACAAAGCUCGAUCAGCAACCGUGCUUUUGAAACACAUAAGACUCAGACAUGCGCAAGAGUACCGAUUUCUUUGUAAAGUAUGUAGCCUGUACACGAUUAGCAGGGAAGCUAUGGAAAAGCACAUUAAACGGAGUAGACACAUUGAGAAUGCUAAGAAAAGAAAUCUUGGGCCAUCGCUGGAAGAAUGUGUGGAGGAGGUGUCCAUUGGGGUCCAAGAUGUUCAAAAAAUUAUAAAGACCACUGGGGCUUUGGGGAAUGUUAAUAGUGAAAUAGACAAAGGCUGUGUUCAGGUCCUUGAACCAUCUAAAUCCAAAGAGGAAUUUGUUGUAACCUGGGAAAUAUCAGAAGGUGAUGCAACCAAUGUGGAAAAUGUUCAAAAAGACAAUGAUCUUCCAUCAGCAGAAGGCAUUAAGAAAGAGCGGCCAAAAGGGAAUAUCUCUAGGACAUGUCCCCAUUGUGGUUUAUUGGCUUCCAGUGUGACAAACUUGAACAUUCACAUAAGGCGGAAACACAGUCAUCAGUACAGCUACUUUUGCAAGGCAUGUAACUACUACACUGUCACCAAAGGAGACAUGGACCGUCACUGCAACACCAAGAAACACAAAAAUCGUGCUGAUGUCUCCAAGCCUGUAGAGAUCUGCAGGAAAGCUGCUAUGCCGAACAAUAAGGAUAAUCCUCAAAUGGUUGGGACUGAUUCUCCUGCACUUCCUACAGCUGACUGUGUUGAGAGCAAUAGCAGUGUUUCAGAACCGGAGAUACCUGAAAAGGAGGGGCAGUCUGGAGUCCUUGAGAACUGUACUCAUGUAAAUUUAGAGAGUGUUCUUUCAGUACAAAACGAACAGCACAUGGAUGAACAAAAAGGGACAGAGGCAAUCCUUGAGGUAGAGCCAAAUAGUACAGGGCAGGAUGGAGGUUCAUCCAGUUCAAAGCGACUCAAAGGAAACCAUGCCACUACUUGUGCCUACUGUGGCUUUGUUGCUUAUUCCCAAGCUACCCUGGAGUUGCAUGUUAAGCGUAAACACACAAAAGAUUUUGACUACUAUUGCAUGGCAUGUGAUUACUAUGCUGUCACACGACGUGAAAUGAUGAGGCAUGCUUUUACAGAAAAGCAUAAACUUAAAAGUCAAUCCUACUUGAAGUUAAAUCAGGGUAAAGGACAACCUGCGAUGCGUGGAUCCAUAACAGCGACCAACGCAUCAAAGGAUGGGAAUCAGAAAGAAGGGAGUGAGGAUUAUCCACUUAAAGUGAGAAGGGAUGAAGGGGAGAAAGCUUCAGAAAUCACUCUGGAGGCUACCCAGGAGUCUGCUUUAUGCACUGAACCUAAGAGAAUGCCAGAAAGCAAUGAGGUAACUAAUGAUUACAAGGAGACAACAGCUGUGUUUGAGUUGACGGAAACAGAGGAGAAAUCCUUCCAAAAUGAAAUAGCUAACCAAGGAGGUCUUAUUGAGACAGUGCCAACAGUGCAUAAUUCAGAGAAUUUUGCUGAGGUUGGAUCUGGAAUGUUAGAUGUAAAUACUGCCUGCCCAGGUGCCAAGAGUCCUUCUGUAGAUUUGAAUUCUGUGUCAGUCAAGUCAGCAGAACUGGAGAACUCCCAAGAUCAGGUUGCUGAUGCACCUACUGAAGGUAAUUCAAGUCGGUGUAUAAACAUUGUCACAAUGCAGAAAACCAGCAUGGCGAGUAAUGAUGCUGAUUUAAACGUUGAGGCUUCUCAGACAGGAGAAGUGGAUGAUCUUCAAGGGAGUCACCAGGGAGAUGAGAGGCCGAAAGAUGAUAAACCGACCAAGGAGAUCGCAAACUUGGGUAGCAGACCAUACGAGAUUGUUGAUCCAAAUGGAAACAUGUCGAAUUGCAGUGGUUUGGCAGAAGAUGUAAGUGUGCAAGUGGAACCUUCAGCCCUGCCAGGAGGCAGUGAAGGUAACACAACUGAACAGAAUGCAGAUGGACAUCCGAACGUCACAGGUCUUCAGCAGCCUGAGAAGAAUUCAGAUCAUGUUCAAGUUAACCUUGUGCAGCAAGUUGAGGGCAGCUACGAAGACACUGCAGCAACUGCUACCACUGAGGUACCAGGGCAAAACCAUGCUGAUCGUGAACAGGUUAUUGGGGCUGACGAAGCUCAAGAUAAAGGUGAUGCAGCCUUGAGGGAGAAGACCAGGGAUGUGAAGAAUGCAAAUGAAGUGAGGCAAGACCUGGAAGGUGACACUGUGGAAGCAGCUGAGAGUUCUAGCGAUGACCUUAGAAAGAUGGAGUUCCAGGGUAAGGGAUUGCAAAAAUAUUUUGAGUUUGAUUCCUCUAUUGUAAGAUUGAAGAACAAGUCGUGGACUGAAAAACCUGAGUGCACUGACAAUAGUGAAGGUAGCCGGGGAGUUGAUGGAAUCUCACAUAGUGAGUGGGCUGUAGCAGUUUACAAGACAGAUCCUUCACAAGCUGCGAGGAAGAGGAAAGCCAAAGGGGCCUUGCUGCAGGACCCGAAACGCAUUCGCUGUGAAGACUGUGGGUUCCUGGCUGAUGGAGUCAAUGGGUUGAAUGUCCACAUAGCUAUGAAGCAUCCUUCGGCAGAAAAACACUUCCACUGCUUGCUGUGUGGGAAGUCGUUCUACUCAGUGAGCAACCUGCACCAGCAUUUAGCCAGUGUGGGCCACCAGAGGAUGGAACAGGAGAGUGUAGAAGAGCUGCCAGAGGGUGGUGCCACCUUCAAAUGCGUCAAGUGCAGCACGCCUUUCGAUUCGGAGCAGGACCUCUUUGUUCACAUUAAGCAGAAGCAUGAGGAAAUGCUGAGGGAAGUAAAUAAGUACAUCGUGGAAGACACCGAGCAGAUAAACUGUGAGCGGCAGGAGAAUAGAGGGAAUGUCUGCAAAUAUUGUGGGAAGGUGUGCAAGAGCAGCAAUUCCCUGGCAUUUCUUGCUCACAUCCGUACACAUACUGGAUCAAAACCUUUCAGAUGUACACUCUGCAAUUUUGCGACAGCACAGUUAGGAGAUGCUCGUAAUCAUGUUAAACGGCAUCUAGGAGUUCGUGAAUACAAGUGCCACAUUUGUGGAUGGGCCUUUGUUAUGAAGAAACAUCUCAGCACCCAUUUAUUGGGCAAACACGGCAUUGGAACGCCAAAGGAAAGGAAAUUUGUGUGCGAAAUUUGUGACCGGACAUUCACAGAGAAGUGGGCCCUGACCAACCACAAGAAGCUGCAUAUGGGCCAGAAGCCUUUCAAGUGCCCUUGGCUGACCUGCCACUAUUCCUUCCUCACCGCAUCCGCCAUGAGAGAUCACUUCAGGACCCACACAGGGGAGAAGUCAUUUCUGUGUGACCUCUGCAGAUUUGCUGGUGGAACUCGCCACGCUCUCACCAAACAUCGGCGACAGCACACAGGUGAAAAGCCAUUCAAAUGUGACCAGUGCAACUUCGCUUCCACAACACAAUCCCAUCUGACCCGACAUAGACGUGUCCACACAGGAGAGAAACCUUAUAAGUGUCCUUGGUGUGAUUACAGGUCGAACUGUGCAGAGAAUAUCCGGAAGCACAUCCUACACACUGGCAAACAUGAGGGUGUGCUGAUGUACAAUUGUCCAAAGUGCGAGUACGGAACCAACAUCCCAUUGGAAUUUCGGAACCAUCUCAAGGAGCUUCAUCCUGAUAUUGAGAAUCCAGAUCUGGCUUAUCUCCAUGCAGGCAUAGUUUCCAAGGCGUACGAGUGUCGAUUGAAAGGACAAGGGGCACAGUUUGUGGAGACAGCCGUCCCAUUCAACACGCCUCCAAGCUCAGAUUCUACUGAGGUCGUGGGCAACUCGGUCAAUGGCUGCGUUCAGCAGCAGGAACAAACCGAGUCCAUCGGGCAAGUCAUCAUAAUCCAAGGCUAUCAGGAUAGCUAUGGAGAAGCUGUUCCCAUUGACGCCUCAGUGGAAGCUACGGCAGCAGCGACUCUUCAGACCCUGGCCAUGGCUGGUCAGAUGGCCCAGGUGGCAGAGGUGGUCCACAUCACGGAGGACGGCCAACUUAUAGCCACCGCACAAACUGCCAGCCACGAAGGUGGCAUGAUGCCCGGGCAGAUUCUGUCCAGACACCUGGCAUCGGGCACCACCCAGGUCGUGGUGGUGGAGAGUCCAGUCGGAGGAGGGGACGCCGGGGAAGCUGCCGUGACCAUGGAGACCCUUGGCGACCCCAGUCACGUCAUCGAGCAGGUGGUGACACAGGAAGAGUCAGCAGGGCAGCCUGCAGACACGCCCACGGCGCUGGAUGCGCUCCUGUGCGCCAUCACGGAGCUGGGCGCGGUGGAGGUGAGGUCAAGCGAGCAGGGAGGCCACGAGCCCGUCCAAGAGGAGCCCGGCGUGGCCGAAUCUGCCCUAGAGGAGGUCACCUCAGUCCCAAGCGAGCCGCAGUCCUCCCACAAGGAGCAAGUGGCUGAUGAGGUCACGAGGGCUGCGGGGGUGGCUCCAGAGGUUGAGCAGCCUGCAGCCGUCACCACAGCGCAGACUGUGCCUCAGGCUUCCUUCAGCGACAUGGUACAGGAGGUUCUGCAGUUCACCAUGUGCGACAUAAGGACAGCAAGCCACAUUGUGAAAGACGGCAUCACACAGGUCAUAGUGACCAAGGAAGGGGCUGCUCACAUGGUGGAGGGGGCCUCCCAGAUCAUAAUGCAGGAGGGCGAGGAGCAAACUAUAACCACCAGCGGUCACCCCGUGCAACUGAUAGACUCUGAUGGCAGUAUAUCACAGUUAAUAGUCACGGAGGAAAUCGCCCAAGCCAUGGUUCAGGAGGCCACCGCUCACAUGUCUGACCAAGCGACUCACGUUAUCGUUACAGAGCUGCCCCACGGCAUGGUGAACAGUGUGGACUCUGGGGCAGUGACAGAGGUUUACCCACAUGGCGUGAUGGAGCUAAUGGCAGAGGGCGUCUCAACCCUCGGUCACCCAGUGACAACGAUUGCGUUGACAGAGUGCUACACCGAGGGCAGGUCAGAAAUAGUCAUGACCGAACUGCCAGCAGGGGAGGAGCAAGAAAUGGAAGUAGGCGGGAACCAGGAGGCGUGACCCAUCUAUCAGUAGGGGAGGAAGCUUCAUUAGGAAGAUGCCAUUGCAAAACGUGGUCGGUAUGGCACAUGUCGGUGAUUGAGAUCCUGGCUCUGAAACAAUGAUUGGGGUGCUGCACCCACUAUCUCAUUAAGCGAGGAUUAACUUAUUAUGAUGACUUCACUGGAACAAAGGAUUUUUUUUAAUUCACUGUCUGUGACAAUACAGCUCCACAAGUCAAUUGGGUGCAAGAUGCCUCUAAGGGCAGCACAGAAGAAUGUAAGUUGGCCUGUGUUUUGCCAUAUACCUCCAUGAUUUCCAUGUGCAGGUUUGCUUAUCCCAGCUGUCAUCUAAAAUAGAAAGGACCCAAAGGGGUGACACAGAGUGAAGGGGUGUGGGUGAGAAAAAGAAGGGGACUUUGGCAAGAGCUCAAGAACAGUCUUAGUCUUGAGGGAGGUGGGGAAGGUGAGAGAUCACCUCAGUCUCAGGGAGUGGUGUGGAUGUAGGGGGACCAAAAUUGGUGAGCAAGAAAUGUGGUUUAGAAAUGGAUUCAAGAGAUGCAUCAUUUAAUUGGGUGACUCAGUCAAUCUAUGUUUAUUUCCGACUUAAGCACCAAAAUCCUGAGUGUGAAUUGCCUCAGGACUCUAGUACAAAGCUGAAAGCACUGAUUGCCACAUAUUUCUUUAAUUACCUUCCUUCUACCCAGCAAGAGCAGGAACUGAACUAAAACCCAGCCAGAAAACAAAAGAAAGGGGUGGGAGAGGGGAGAACUGUAUUCCUUGCAUUUUCCUAACUUACAUUUGGCUUCUGUCAAGGAUGCGAGGAGAGAAAUGGGUUCAAGCAAGUUAUGCAUAGCUAGUCACCGUGAAACGCUAGAUGUAGUUAGCUAUUUAUUUUUGUUAUUCAGACACUGAAUUUUCUCCCCAAACUUAUAAAUUCUGAAGAAUGCAUUGAACUUGUUGCUUGAUUUCUUUUGCUUUACUUUUUUGGAAGGUGGGGACAGAGGGGCAGGGGAGGUCAGAAGGACGUAACAUUUCAAAUGAAAUGGAAGAGCAGCUUUACUCUGCUCAGGUGGCCUGUUUAUCUGUACAAUAGAUGCAAGAUAAUACGAUAAUGUAUGCUUUUAUGUUUGACAAUCGUUAACAUGGCUUUGGAAUAAAGGAAAAGUUUGUGUUUUUCUUUUGUUAAGUGCUUGUACCA